This is a messenger RNA of Metopolophium dirhodum (rose-grain aphid), 2272 nucleotides long. Its product is annotated as lysosomal acid glucosylceramidase-like. The coding region runs from base 569 to 2119 and encodes 516 amino acids. The record is from RefSeq and is a predicted model, not a curated record. Gene Ontology annotation, molecular function: glucosylceramidase activity. Gene Ontology annotation, biological process: glucosylceramide catabolic process. NCBI's taxonomy places the organism in Eukaryota, Metazoa, Arthropoda, Insecta, Hemiptera, Aphididae. The transcript is spliced from 11 exons.
UUAUAUUGUACACCGACGACCAUUAAAAAGUAGGCACAAUAUGUAUUCGUACUGAGGACGCGUUACGAAUAUAUCGCGAAUCACGCGCGCGUUUCUAUAAGUUUACAUUGCACCCGAAUUCUUAUAUUAUAUAAAUUAAAAAAUAUAUUAUCAAACAAUAUCUAUUGUAAACUAUAACAUAAUAUACCUAAUAUACGUAUAUAUAUAUAACCUAACCUACGCGUUUUGGACGGUUUUUUAAGUUCGUUUCGGAGAAGUGUGCACUGUCAUAAUAAUAUUAUGCUGAAGACGGUCGUAGCAGGAUCGGUCAGACUUGUAUACUGUACGGCAGCCACCUGAGUGCUUAAAGCAGACGACGACGAGAGGUCAAGUCGGUAUUCCGUUGGAACAACAAUAGAACUACAUACACCGCAAUAAUACGUAGGUACACACAUUAUUAUAAGGCGCCAUCAUGUCUGUCGAGGGGACCGCAGCGUGACGUGACACCAUCGAGCACGCGUGGAUUGCAGACGGCGCGUGGUGCGGUCGCUUACGGUAAUAUACCGGACACGCAUCGAAUACAGCCGACAUGGCUGCACAACUGAAAUGGAUAUUGUCGAUGGUGGCAAUAAUGACGAUGACUGGACUAAAUGGUGCAGCCACGGCCGCGGACGACUGUUUGCCCAGGAAGUUCGCUUACGGCACGGUGUGCGUGUGCAACUCGACGUACUGCGACCGGACACCGGAACCGGAAACACUGUCGGCCGGCAAGUACGCUCUGUACACGUCUUCGAACGCCGGAAGUCGGAUGCGCAGGAGCAGCGGGUCUUUCGUGCCGUCGCUCGACUCGCAAUGGUCCGGCGACGAGAUAGAUGUGGAUGCGACGACCACGUACCAAACCAUACACGGUUUCGGCGGCGCGUUCACGGACUCGGUGGGCAUCAAUGUCAAAGCGCUGAGCCCGAACACCCAACUCAAUCUUCUCAAGUCUUAUUUCGCUGACGACGGCAUCAAGUAUAACAUUGGACGAGUGCCGAUCGGCGGUACCGAUUUCUCGACGCGCAAAUAUACGUACGCCGACAGCAAAGGCAUUCCUGACCUGAACAAUUUUGACCUGGCCCCGGAAGACGCAGAAUACAAGAUACCACUGAUAAAGACCGCAAUGAGUAUGGCGUCGGACGAAAUUAAGUUGAUCGGGUCGGCGUGGUCGGCCCCGCCGUGGAUGAAAACCAACAACGACUAUUCCGGCAUAGGUUUCCUCAAGCCAACAUUCAUGGAAACGUGGGCGGAAUACCAUCUAAAAUUUUUGGACGCGUACAGCAAACAAAACCUGACUUUCUGGGCGCUGACCACGGGCAACGAACCGCUCAACGGUAUCGUGCCCGUGAACCGAUUCAAUUCUAUGGGCUGGACACCGAUGUCGCACCGCGAAUGGAUCGGACGUCACAUGGGGCCCCGGCUGAGGGGUUCAGAGCACAACAGAACGUUGUUGUUCGCCAUCGACGACCAGAGGAUCGUAUUGCCUUGGUGGAUGAAAAUGCUCAUGAGCGACGAACAGUGCGCAAAGUACAUCGAUGGAAUAGCCGUGCACUGGUACUUAGACUUUAUCGUUCCCGUCAAAGUUUUGAAUGAAGUGCACAAAAACUUUGGUGACAAGAUCAUAAUGAACACUGAAGCGUCGCAAGGUGACAAGCCGUGGGAUUUCGUCAAAGUGCAAUUGGGAAGUUGGGCCAGAGCAGAAAAUUACGCGAACAACAUUAUCGACGAUUUAAAUCAUUGGGUGCAAGGAUGGGUGGAGUGGAAUUUAGCUUUAGACAUGACGGGAGGUCCGACCUGGGUGUCCAACUUUAUCGACUCGCCCAUUAUUGUUGACAAAACUAAAGAUGAAUUCUACAAGCAACCAAUGUUCUACGCGAUUGGGCAUUUUUCAAAAUUUAUUUCCAGAGGUUCUACGCGCAUAAAGUUGACACAGACGUCGGUUGUGAAGUCAGUCGGUUUUAAAAGGCCUGAUGGCGCAUUGGUUAUUGUUCUAUACAACAGGAGGAACAAACCAGUCAACAUUUCUAUCAAGGAUCCACAACGAGGUGUUAUAGGUCUUAGCUUACAAAAACAAUCUAUAAAUACACUAAUUUUUUGGUGAUUAUUAUAAUCGAUAAUAUUUUUUACUUAUAAGUUAUUUAUAUUCUAUACCCCAUGAUACACAUGAUUAAUAGUAUAGUAUUAAAAAUAUUUAUUAAAUAUUACUCAAUUUUGUUACUUUUUAUUUGAAUUAAAUGAUUGUUAUAUUUUUUAA